AUUCAUGAUGAACACGCUUAGGUAUUUGUCUAGUGGCAUUUUCGUCAUUUCCCCAAAAUUACUGACCUCCUCCUUACCCACCUCCGUAAAACCGUCGUCGAUCUCCGCCUUGGCAAGAGGAGAAACCGCCGGCCGACGUUUCUACUCUACCAUCGCCGCCGUCCGUACCGACUUGAAAGUGAAGUGCUUCUCUAACAUGGCGGCACCUGAUCAUAAGAAAAAUGUCGACGUCAAAGACGAUCGCAUUUCUCGUAUUUCAUCUUCCAUUCGCGUGAUCCCGGAUUUCCCUAAACCUGGGAUCAUGUUUCAAGAUAUUACGACGCUGUUGCUUGAUCCAGUGGCGUUUAAGGAUUCGAUUGAUUUGUUCAUCGAGAGAUACAAAGGGAAAGACAUCUCCGUUGUUGCUGGCGUUGAAGCAAGAGGAUUCAUAUUUGGUCCUCCCAUUGCAUUGGCCAUUGGUGCAAAAUUCGUUCCUAUGAGAAAACCUAACAAGUUACCCGGAGCUGUCAUAUCUGAAGAAUAUUCAUUGGAGUAUGGGACUGACAUAAUGGAGAUGCACGUUGGAGCUGUACAGGCGGGAGAACGUGUUCUUGUAAUUGAUGAUCUAAUCGCAACUGGGGGAACCUUGGUGGCUGCAAUAAAGCUGCUUGAAAGGGUUGGAGCAAGUAUAGUCGAGUGUGCUUGUGUUAUUGAAUUGCCUGAUCUGAAGGGUCGGGAUCGGUUAGGAGACAAACCACUAUUUGUUCUCGUAAGCUCAACUUGAUCUUCCAUUACUCUCUAAAAGCUUUAAUUGAUAAUGGACCGUAUAAUUUCGGGGGAUGAUAUUAAAGGCUUGAGAAGGAUACCUCUUCCAUUGUUGGCGUGUCCGAGCUAGUUACAGUAGGGAUUUCGUUAGGGCAAUCAUGUCGCUUUUGGUUGGUGGUUAAAAAUCGAGUUUCUACGUUCUUUAUGUCGUAAGUUCAAGUCUAUUCGAGACGUGGGUAAGUUUUUUCAAUGGUGGGUUUCACACUUUGAGUUGUGGGUUCAAUUUCGUAGUUUAAAGAUCUAUGUUGAAAUGAUUGUUAUAUUAGAUUUGAACCGUUUGAAAUGUAAGAUCCCUUGUGGAUUAUAAUUGAUUUCAUGGUCGUAAAAUCUUUCACAU
Messenger RNA from Cynara cardunculus var. scolymus (artichoke), 1141 nucleotides. Its product is annotated as adenine phosphoribosyltransferase 1-like. Gene Ontology annotation, cellular component: cytosol; cytoplasm. The coding region runs from base 5 to 763 and encodes 252 amino acids. Gene Ontology annotation, molecular function: adenine phosphoribosyltransferase activity. NCBI's taxonomy places the organism in Eukaryota, Viridiplantae, Streptophyta, Magnoliopsida, Asterales, Asteraceae. The transcript has 6 exons. Gene Ontology annotation, biological process: adenine salvage. The record is from RefSeq and is a predicted model, not a curated record.